This is a messenger RNA of Oenanthe melanoleuca, 3771 nucleotides long. Its product is annotated as zinc finger protein 3-like. Gene Ontology annotation, biological process: regulation of transcription by RNA polymerase II. The transcript is spliced from 2 exons. Bases 397 to 1137 code for a protein of 246 amino acids. Lineage: Eukaryota; Metazoa; Chordata; Aves; Passeriformes; Muscicapidae. Gene Ontology annotation, molecular function: RNA polymerase II cis-regulatory region sequence-specific DNA binding; DNA-binding transcription factor activity. The record is from RefSeq and is a predicted model, not a curated record.
CUGCGCUGGGGCCACCUCCGAGCUCCGCCGCCACCUCACAGGGCUCCGAGCGCUAGCGCCAAUACUGGGCCGCACAGAUGCUCCCACAAUGGUGCCUUUGGCGCCGGGGCCGGGCUUGUCCCCGCUCUGUCCAAUCAGCGCGCGAGUGUGAGGAGUGACGGCAGAGUCAGGCAAUCGCAGCGAAAGGCGGGCUCUGAACACGGCACGGGCUCCUUUCCCCUUCCCUGAGCUCCGCCAUUUCUCGGAAACCUCGCCUGAGGAGCGGCUCCCGCACUGGUCCCGGCCUGGGCAUCAGGCCAAGGCCCCGCUGCUGCCCUGAACCGCCGGGAGCUCGGGGUGAGCGGGAGCUGCGGGCGGUGGGAGCUCGGAGGAUUUUUAUUCCCAAGGCGUGGGCAGAUGGAGGAGAAGGAAAAGCUCCAGAGAUACAUCACAAGGGGGAGCUGCAAACCCAGCCCAGGGAGCUGCAAGCAGGAAAGACCCUCCCUUAGCCAGGAAGGCAGCCGGAGGUCCAGCCAGAGCUCAGAGCUGGUGGAGAAGCCUCAUGGUGGGGAGAAGCCCCAGAAAUGCUUGGAAUGUGGGAAGGGUUUCAGGUGGAGCUCCUGGCUGAUCCGGCACCAGAGGAUCCACACUGGGGAAAAGCCCUAUGAGUGUGGGAAAUGUGGGAAGAGCUUCAGGCGGCGCUCCCACUUGAUCCAACACCAGAGGAUCCACACUGGGGAGAAGCCCUAUGAAUGUGGGAAAUGUGGGAAGAGCUUCAGGGCAAUAUCUGAUCUGAUGCUGCACCAGGUGGUCCACACGGGAGAACGGCCCUACACCUGCUUGGAAUGUGGGAAGAGCUUUGGGUGGAGCUGUCACCUGAGAAGACACCAGCGCAUCCACACUGGGGAGAGGCCUUUCGAGUGUUCUGAGUGUGGGAAGAGGUUUCAGACCAGCUCCGAUUGCCUCAAACAUGAGCAGAUUCACACAGAGGAGAGGCCCUUCCGCUGCCCCGACUGCAGGAAGGGAUUCAAACGCACCUCCCAUCUAAUCAGACACCAGCGCAUCCACACCGGGGAGAGGCCCUACGAGUGCCCUGAGUGUGGGAAGAGCUUCUCACAGACCUCAACCUUGACCCGGCACCAAGGGAGGCACCACUAAGGGAAGCCCUGUGAGUGCCCCAAGUGUGGGAAGAGCUUCGUGCUCUGCUCAGCUCCAUUCCCCCUGGGAGGAUCAGUGUUGGAUGAUCCCCAGUGACUCCCGUCCCGGUUUGAAGGACAGGUGUCUGCCAAUAAAGGCAGAAGUUUUCCUUUGAAAUAGAGACUUUAAUUCCACUUCCACCAAGUAUUAUAAUUGUUUGAAUCAAGGACUCUGAGUCAGAGAUAAGGGGGUAGGAAUAAUAGCUCUUUUACUAAUAUGUCUAAUCGUACAAGCAGAAACAACAGCAGUUGUUAAAAUUACCAACAAAACAGAACAGAUAAUUCGGUUCCAAUCCUUUCUUCAGCUGUGGGCACACUCUCUCUCGGCGGGAGCGGAGGCAGGAGGGGGCGGCAGCAGCCACGCCAGUCUCGGGUGGGAGCGGCUGGAGAGGGCAGCUCCUUGCUCACUGUUUGUGUCCGGGUGUUUAGCUGUGUCUGCAGAGGCAGGAGGCUACAGCGAGGCAGAUGCAGGGCAGGUGAUCGCAGAGGGUCUGGCUCUCCUGCGUUCGGCUCUGUGGCUCCAGAUGGGAGGAAUCCUCCUCUGAGCUCCCUGGAAACAUGAGUCUCUCUGGAAGCAUGAGUCACCCCUCAGUACGCCCAGCUCCCACCUGUCCCUUUUGUCUAGAGUUGUCAAAGGUCCUGGGUGUAACCUAGCCAGCUCCACUGGCAUGAUAAUGGGAAAAAUUCUAUAAAUUGACACAGUAAUAGAAAAAUACUCAACCCGCAACACACCCGUUGGGCAGAGCCCUGGUGAUCCCUGGUCCUGGUGAUCCGUGUUGGGAAGACACCUGGCUGGGGGGACUCUGCAUCAUCCUGUCUCCCUGUGGGCACCUGGAUGAACUCAGGGGCAGAAACAUCCAUCAGGACGCAAACCGACAUUGGGAAUUCCUUGGGGAGAAUGGAUUUCUUGACUUUCAACCUCAGAAAAUCUUUUGUGUUCACUCCUAUUUUCUGGUGGCAUCCAGGAAUACUGGUCUUGGAGGUCUUUUCCCAUGUGGUGGUUUGUAAAGAUUUCACGAAAUUUUUUAUCUGCCGACACCUGGGCAGUUUUCCUUGUAUCUGACAUGAACCAGUCAGUGUCGGAUUUUAAUAUUGACACAUUGACACAUUGUUACAGCAUUAAGCAAGUUUAUUCAUCUAUAAUACACAUGUAAAGACAAAAAGUCUCGGGCAAGUUCUCUUUCCCUUCCAGCCUCUCACAAAGUAACACCAGCCCAGGUCCCCUCCACGCGGCCCGGGCCGGGCAGGGGCAGGCGGGCUCUGACUCAGAGCUCAGGAAGCUGCCAGGCCCCGUUUUCAAGCAGGGACCCCGAUAUCCAGGGAAAGGAAAGGAAAGGAAAGGCCCGUUGCUGACAUCUCUGCCCCCUGGCACGGCCGCGGCUCGGCAGAACCCUGCCCUGCCCCAGCCCGGAGCGGCUCCGAACAGCCGGGCCUGCCCUGCUGCCCCCGCGGCCUGGGGGAAAAACAGCUGAGCCCCGUUCUGGCAAGGCCCCCACAGCCUUGUCUGCUGGGCAGGGUGGAGGAAGAACCCGUGGCCUGGGGCUGGAAUUGAGUGCAGCGGGUGCCGGAGAACAGCCAUUAAACCAGAAACUCAUCACCGCUUCUCUGACUAAACCCUGCAGUCUUCACCCAGCCCCCAGCGUGGCAUUGAAAGACUCUUUAUUGUAAAUAACUCUGACUGCCCCACCUGGAAAAUAUCACAAAACCCUCUGCUGGUAUGGCAAGGUAUUAAUUCCUUCAAUGCCUAGAAUAAAACUUUACAGAUACUUUAUUCUCUCUCCUAAAUAAAAAAACAAAAAAACAAAACCAAAACAAAUAAAAACCAAAAUAGUAAUGCACACAGAAACAAAAUAAAAACACCAAAAUCAAACAAAAAGUCAAAUUACAAGUGAAGAAAAAAAGUUGUGAACUAAAAUUUCAUUUUAUUUUACUAUGUAGAAAAAACUCUUGUUUGCCUAUAACAUAUAAAAAUAUUAUGAAGUGAAUAUAAUUGUUCUAACUGAAAAUAUAAACAAAAGCAUUAGUAUUAAAGUAAACAAAUGCUAAAAUUCCUGUAAUCCCCUAAGUUUAAAUAAUAAACAAGCCACAGUUGUUUUCCCCAAAAAAAGAAAAAGAAAAAAAACUUCUAUUCUCAAAAAUAAAGUAAGUUUUUGUUUAAACUGUUAUAACCCUUAAAGUGUGCCUCAUAAGUUAAUAUAGUUCUCAGUAAAAGUUAUGAGAAAAACUGUUAGUCUGAAAAAAGGGUUUUUAGAUAGUAAUAAGAUUUCCAUUCUCCUGGGUGGCUAAUCACUGUAACAUCAAAACCACAAGAAAACUGUUUCUUGUGAAGAAAUGCUCAGAGACUGAAAACAAGUCUCCUCUUUCAAGUCAAUUAGUAAAAAAUUAUUUUAAAGAUGGUAAACUGAGUUGCUUUUGUAUGUUUUCAGUAUAAAAAAAAAAGAAGUAAUCUAAAGUUUUAUUCUAAGUAUAUUUUUCGUGUAGCUUUUAGUAAUAAAAUUUCUCUUUAUACUGUUCAAAGUAAAGCCUGUUUUUUGCCUACUUCUAAUCCUCACAAGAAAAAAAGUUCAAAUUAAUAAACCAAAACCACUACAUCCAA